AUAAUAAAAAAAGUUAAGAAAAUAGCUGAUUUUUGAAAUGAGUGACCUCAUUCCUCUGUAAGCUGUACACGGAGUAUAUGUCCCUCCCUACGUGGCCAGCCUUUGUUACAACUGAGUCAUGCUUCAAGGUUUAUUAGUAAAUUAAUGUACUCUUGCUUGCUUUUAGAAAUGUAUUUAUUUUUAUAGUUGCUAUAUCUGACUUAAACCCACCAAACGUUGCCUUUCUUUAAGGCACAAAGAAAUGGAAGUCCCCCAGUUCCUGCUCUGACAGAGCUUACAAUCUAUAAGAAAAAUGUAAACAAUGUACAGUCGCAGUAGAAAACAUUUCAGCAUUAUGGUGAUCUGUCCCCAAAAUAAUGGUGCACAUUUACCUUAAGACUUCCGAAGAAAGUCGUUUCAAACUCGGUCCUUCCUCCUCAGCAAAGAGGGGCCUUAAGGACAGAGGAGGCUUGGACUGUGGGUCUGAAAUGUAUAAAGACAAUUAAAGCUGCUAAUGAAUUGAAUGAAAGCAGGGUUCCUCCCCUUGGUGCUGUUGACAUUUGGGGCCGGGUCAUUCUUUGUGGGAGUGGCUGUCCUGUGGAUGUGUGGAAGCAUUCCUGGCCUCCAUCUGUUAGAUGCCGGUAGCACCCUCCCUCUCCCCCACUGUGAUCAUCACAGAUGUCUCCAGAUACUGCCAGAUGUUCCCUGGGAGAUGAAAUCGCCCCUCUGCCCCACACAUGCAAACCAACGGACUCCAGGGCCCCUGGACGAAAGUAGUGGAGGAUGGGAACCCUUGACCACCAAGGCUGAUACAAAGCAGUGAGGAGCCUUUAGAACCAAGCAAAGAUAAUAUCUAAGUAGCUGCUGAAGAAGGUAAACUUGACAGCAAAGGAAAAAGGUAGAUUGGAGGAGUAGUGAAUGAACACAGCACAGGCUAAAUGUUUUGGGGUUAAUCUGCGUGUGAGGUGACAUGAUGAUGACCUGCAUUAGAGUCGUGGAAGUGUAACAGAAACUUCCAUGGUCAAGAUAUCAAAAGAGCCCAUCAGAAGGACAUGAACUUCCUGGGAAGUUAGCAGUAGAGUGUGAUGUGUGCUAAGAUAGAUAAGGAGGAGAUGGCCAAGAUGGUUGUUAGGGAGAUGAAUUUAGUUUUAAGGAUACUGAUAAUGGAAGGGUGGUGACACCUACCAGGCAGCAGCACAAAAGGCUGGACUGGGCUUCAGAGGAGUGACGAGGACUAAAGAUAAAGAUGUGGUAGUAGUGAUCUGCUUAGAGGUGAUGCUUGAGGGAAGAGUCUGCUGAAGUAAAAGAACAAGACUGACAGGAGUGGAGCAUGAGGACCGAGACAAGUGAAGAUUUGGUGGAGGGCUGGUGAAUAGAACAGCCAGCAAGGAAGUCCAUGAUGCACUUGAAGCAGCAGGAGGUGUAGGAAGGCUGAACACCUGAAAAGGGAAGGAGAAGUACACUCUAGAGGGGUCCAUAGGGCUCCGUGCUAUUGAGACAUCACGGGAGCAGUGGUAACCAGACUGAGAUGACCAGAGUCAGUGUGCCUCUCCCUGGGCCUGAGCAAAGUGGCACGCCACAGCCACAGCCAGCCCGGGAGAAGUUCUACAGCAUGGCUGCCCAGAUCAAGCUCCUCUUAGAAAUCCCUGAGAAGAUCUGGAGCUCGAUGGAAGCCUCCCAGUACCUCCACGCCACACAGCUGUACCUGCUCUGCUGCCACCUGCACAGCCUGCUCCAGCUGGAUUCUUCCGGCUCCCGAUACAGCCCUGUCCUCUCCCGCUUCCCCAUACUCAUCCGGCAGGUGGCAGCGGCCAGCCACUUCCGGUCAACCAUUCUGCAUGAAAGCAAGAUGCUGCUCAAAUGCCAGGCUGGGUCGGACCAAGCAGUGGCGGAGGCCCUGUGCUCUAUAAUGCUCCUAGAAGAGAGUUCUCCUCGCCAAGCCCUGGCAGACUUCCUGUUGGCCAGAAAGGCAGCUAUUCAGAAACUUCUCAACCAGCCGCACCACGGUGCUGGUGUCAAGGCUCAGAUUUGCUCAUUAGUGGAGUUGCUGGCCACCACUUUGAACCAAGCGCAUGCUCUUUUCUACACUUUACCGGAAGGGCUGCUGCCAGACCCAUCCCUGCCAUGUGGCUUGCUCUUCUCAACUCUGGAGACCAUCACAGGCCAGCAUCCUACUGAAAAGGGCAUCGGCGUUCUCCAAGAAGAAAUGAAGCUCUGCAGCUGGUUCAAGCACCUGCCGGCAUCCAUUGUCGAGUUCCGGCCGGCUCUGCGGACCCUCGCACAUCCCAUCAGCCAGGAGUACCUAACUGACACGCUGCAGAAAUGGAUCCACAUGUGCAAGGAAGACAUUAAAAACGGGAUCACCAGCCUGCUCAUGUUCGUGAAGAGCAUGAAAGGCCUGGCGGGGAUCCGGGACGCCGUGUGGGAACUACUGACCAACGAGUCCACCAGCCGCAGCUGGGACGUGGUGUGCCGGCGGCUUCUGGAGAAGCCCCUCUCGUUGUGGGAGGAUUUGAUGCAGCAGUUGUUCCUUGACCGAUUACAGACGCUGACAAAAGAGGGCUUUGACUCCAUCUCCAUGAGCUCCAGGCAGCUCCUCACCUCCGCCUUGCAGGAGCUCGAGAGCAGCACCAGCAAGUCCGCUUCCAACAAGCACAUCCACUUUGAGCACAACAUGUCUCUCUUCCUGUGGUCCGAGAGUCCCGGUGACCUGCCUCCCGAUGCCGCCUGGGUCAGCGUGGCGAGCCGGGGCCCGUUUGGCAGCAGUGGGCUCUCCAUGAAAGCUCAAGCUGUCAGCCCUUGUGUACAAAACUUCUGCGCUGCUCUAGAUGCUAAACUGAAGGUGAAACUGGAUGACCUCCUGGCUUACCUUCCCUCUGACGACUCGUCACUGCCCAAGGAGGUCACCCCCGUGCCAGCCAAGAGCUGUGCCUUCGACAGGUACGCAGACGCCGGGACUGUGCAGGAGAUGCUGCGGACGCACUCGGUGGCCUGCAUCAAGCACAUCACGGACUGCGUCCGGGCCGAGCUGCAGAGCAUCGAGGAAGCUGUGCACGGCCCGCAGAAGGCCCUGGGCCGUGACAAGCUGCAUGCGGUCCUUUUCAUGGCCAGGCUCUGCCAGUCCCUGGGAGAACUGUGUCCUCACCUGAAGCAGUGCAUCCUGGGAAAGUCUGGGAGCUCUGAGAAACCAGCAAGGGAUUCCAGGGCUCUGAAAAAACAAGGAAAGGGGAAAACGGAGAAAGUCCUACCUACGCAGGCCCAGUGGCAGGAAGUUAAGGAGCUCCUCCUGCAGCAGAGUGUGAUGAGCUACCGGGUCUGGAGCUCGGCGGUGGUGCAAGUUUUAGCUCAUGGAUUUGCCCAGUCAUUACUUUCAGAUGAUGCUGGCUCAGUCCUGGCCACGGCCACCAGCUGGGAUGAACUAGAAAUUCAGGAGGAAGCGGAGUCUGGCAGCAGCAUCACAUCCAAGAUCCGACUCCCUAUCCAGCCGUCCUGGUAUGUGCAGUCCUUCCUGUUCAGCUUGUGCCAGGAAAUUAAUCGGGUUGGAGGCCAUGCCUUGCCCAAGGUGACGCUGCAGGAGAUGCUGAAAAACUGUGUGGCUCAAGUAGUAGCUGCCUAUGAGAAACUCUCAGAAGGAAAAGAGAUGAAGAGAGAAGGUGCAUUUCCAAUGACCCAGAACCGGGCGCUGCAGCUGCUUUACGACCUGCGGUACCUCAGCACUGUGCUCGCAGCCAAGGGUGAAGAGGUGAAAAGUGGCCGCAGCAAACAUGACUCCAGAAUUGAGAAAGUGACUGACUACUUGGAAGCACUCAUUGAUCCCUUUGACCUGGAUGUGUUCACACCACACCUCAACAGUAACCUCACACGCCUGGUGCAGCGAACUUCUGUUCUAUUUGGACUGGUUACUGGUACAGAGAAUCAGUUCGCCCCCAGGAGCAGCACAUUCAACUCGCAAGAACCCCAUAACAUACUGCCGCUGGCAUCGAGUCAGAUCAGGUUUGGACUUCUUCCACUCAGCAUGACAAGCACUCGAAAGGCCAAAUCAACCAGCAGAAGCAUCGAAUCCAAAGCCCAGGUUGUCCCCCCGGCACUCUCCCGAGCAGAUGACCCGACGCAUCCCGGCUCCUUAUUCAGACAGUUUGUCAGUGAGGACGAAGACUCUACACCUUCCUUAUUCAAACUUGGUUGGCUCUCUAGUAUGACUAAGUAACAUGGGACAUGGCCAUCACUCUCUAAAUAAAUACUACUGCAUCAUUUCUA
Myotis myotis is the source of this 4236-nucleotide messenger RNA. RefSeq names its product component of oligomeric golgi complex 1 (gene COG1). NCBI's taxonomy places the organism in Eukaryota, Metazoa, Chordata, Mammalia, Chiroptera, Vespertilionidae. The record is from RefSeq and is a predicted model, not a curated record. Gene Ontology annotation, biological process: intra-Golgi vesicle-mediated transport. The coding region runs from base 1508 to 4186 and encodes 892 amino acids. The transcript is spliced from 14 exons. Gene Ontology annotation, cellular component: Golgi apparatus; COG complex.